UUCUUGAUGACAACCACGACACUUUUUAACUUAAAAUCACACGACGCUACAACGCAUCACACUAAACAACUAUCUAUGGUACAAACUCGAGCUUAAAACAUGGCUGAGCAGAGGAAAUCGAUCUCGUCGACAGACAGCCGCCCUUGGUGGGCGACGGGGGAGUUGACUGGCACGGGUUCGGGGUCGCACACGUGCUCGAGCUUGAUGGACAUGCCAGACACGAAGCUGGUGCUGCUCCACAGGUCGUCUUUGAAAAUGCCGUCGCAGCUGUCGACCGACAAUCGUCCGUCGUACGAGUCGGUGUCCGAGAAGAACUCGCCACAGUCGCGGUGGCCACCGAACGAGUGGCCGGACAAGAGGAUCUCGACCUUGCCAUGUUUGUGUGUGGACUUGGUUUCCUUGGCGACGGAUCGCUUUUGGCGGUCAAACUUGCGCUGGAUGCGGUUGGCCUUCUCGCGGUGAAACAGACACAGUUGAUGGAAUUGGCCGUUGCGUUUGAACGAUCGGUCGUUGAGGCACUUGCCCGUCUUGUAGCGGCAUUUGCCACUGUCGUUCAUGUCGUUGGACGAGCAUACUAUGAGGGUCUUGGAUACAGCAACCAUGUUGUGUGAGGGCGAAAGGAAAUUGAGCUUUGAGCA
This is a messenger RNA of Aphanomyces astaci, 638 nucleotides long. RefSeq lists its product as hypothetical. The transcript has a single exon. Lineage: Eukaryota; Oomycota; Saprolegniomycetes; Saprolegniales; Verrucalvaceae. Bases 100 to 462 code for a protein of 120 amino acids. The record is from RefSeq and is a predicted model, not a curated record.